AUGAGAUCAGAUUCACCACCAGCUUUGAAGCGGAAGAGACUCAUCACUAUUGAUCUAAUGGACUUAGAAUCAGCUAAGGCAAAGCUUGCAGCUGCAAAAGAAAAAUUUGGACGAGAAAUCCGUGUGUUUGAAACAGUAACCACCUCUCCAUCAUCAAGUGAUGUUUCCAACAAUGAGGAGCCAGAUGACUUUUAUGAGUUUACUGCCGAGGAUUAUUAUCGAAUUUUAGCGACUAAAAAUGGAGAUAAAUUCCUAAAGACGCGAAAAAUCCGAGAAGCGGAGGAGGCUGCUCGAAGGUCAAGGAUAACCAAGGCUGUAAUUCGGGUACGAUUCCCUGAUAAUCACACGUUGGAGGUUACAUUUCAUCCAUCAGAGAAAAUUCAAUGUUUGGUUGAUCUUCUCGUCAAAGUGGUUGCUCAACCGGAACUACCUUUUUGUGUUUAUACCACUCCUCCUAAGAAGCAAAUUAAAGACACGUCGCUGGAUUUCUACUCGGCUGGCUUUGUUCCUGGUGCAAUCGUGUAUUUUUCCUAUGAUCUACCGAAAGGCAAUGAUGAUGCAGCUGUAUCAGGUCCUUUUCUUCAAGAGGAGGUCAUGUCUUUGAAAGGCUUAGAACUUGCAGCUGAGCAGGCGCAGCCUGCCCAAUCUGCCCCAGAACCUGUAAUAGGUAGUACCUCCCGUGUCACUCAAGAGCAGAGGCCUGCUGACAAAAAGACUGUUAAACCUAAGUGGUUGAAAAUGUGA
Ilex paraguariensis (yerba mate) is the source of this 744-nucleotide messenger RNA. The record is from the annotation of a GenBank genome assembly. NCBI's taxonomy places the organism in Eukaryota, Viridiplantae, Streptophyta, Magnoliopsida, Aquifoliales, Aquifoliaceae.